Messenger RNA from Priapulus caudatus, 2205 nucleotides. RefSeq lists its product as uncharacterized. Lineage: Eukaryota; Metazoa; Priapulida; Priapulimorpha; Priapulimorphida; Priapulidae. The record is from RefSeq and is a predicted model, not a curated record. The coding region runs from base 310 to 771 and encodes 153 amino acids. The transcript has 6 exons.
CCUAGCAGAGCCGUCACGGAGUCGCACAAAGAACAGUGUACUGUGGCUGUGCUACGCAGAAAGUGGAACGCUCGUAGUGAGCGACAAACAAGACCUUGCUUGGAAUAGGACUUGGUAUAUAUACUGUGCUGAACUCGGUAUAGUGUGAUCUGCAUGUAAUUUCACCGACAUCUAUAAAUAACACCUAAUUAAGCUUGCAAGUGUGGAUAGAGUUGGCGCGCAGUCUUCGCCCUAAGGAAUACGGAAGCGAGAAGGCGAGAACUGCCACUGCUGACAGACGCCAGCCACGUUACUACGGCGGCCGUAAAUAUGUCAGACAAGGAAAACAUUCCACGUCGUCAGCGGUCAGCGUCUGAUACCUCCACUCUGAGCGACUUUGGUCAUCGCCCGACGUUUGAGCGUCGCGCUAGCGGAGUGAAGCUAGUGCGACAAAAUAGCAACGUGGUCGGUCCGAUUCUCGUCGAGGUACAGGACGACUCGGGCAAUGUCGACUUUCCACACAUAGAUGAGCCAGAGGAUGACAGCACCGGUCAGUUGCAGAUGAUGAAAUGGCUACUACAAGCGGAUGCUAGUCUGGCAAUGCUUGGCAAUCAGCUGACACUGGACGACGUUGAGGAGAAGAUCGCGCCCAUCAUGGAGGCUGCAGAAACGAGGAAGAAGGAGCUGCAGCAGCUACUCGUAGAGCACGCGUCUCUCGUUGCAAAGAUCAACACGUCCGAGGGUUCCGUCAGGCAGAAGAUGGCGCCCAAGCGACAGCACACGAUCGCAUAACCGUGCGCGGCUCCCUGCAAUGCAACACGGCAAACACGCGAACUUGCUCUCUCUUUCCCUACAGGCACAGGAGACGUGCACGUUCGGCUGGGGAGGGGUGACACGCAGCAGGUGCUAAUGCAUCGAUUACCGGCAAAUCGACGUCACAGGCACGUUAUUGUACAUCAAUCAUCUAUCGAUUAGUCCUAGAGAUCAAGCAGGUCAACGCGCGCAGUUUGGCGGUGUAGGACGUCCCAAAGAUUACCAUUUGCGCAUUGAUAUUUUGAUAGCAGUAAUCGUCUCCACGAACCAGUGUUGCAGUUCACUCGCAGCAAUAUUUACACACAAUCACUCUGGAAGCAAUACACUGUUACAAAGACACACAUGGUUAUAGCAGUAGACCAUGGACAUGCCAUAUGACUGCAGUAUGAGAAACGGGUAGCUUAACAGCCUGGAGGGGUCUUCGACCAAAGGGCCAACGUGCACCUCCGAAAAUAAUACAUGUACAGUAGAAAUUUGAUGAUCAGUCAGACGAUCGGCAUAUUUUAACAAGGUGCGAGCACCCACACUGCUCUCUAGAGCACUCUAAUUAACGGGGCCAGAGUUUCAAAAACAUGGCUUCAGUGACCAGUAGCCACUUGCCUAUUUGUACCGAUUAUAUGAGCAACAUGCGUGAUUGAGAGAUUUGGCCCCUGAAGUUUCUCACAUUUGCAGGUGAUUGAGAUGGAGAUGACGAUGAAGGUUUAUGAAAGUUAACGCUACUGGCUUACUUGUCAAUGGAAACUGUGGUAUUGAGUACUAAGUGAUCAAUUGUUUUAUUCGAACGAAUAUUUUUGUAUUGUUAUCGCACUCGUUGAAAAUCAAUAUGAAACGGAUGUCAUGUAAAAUAAAAUGCGUUUUCUUUCUGUAGAUGCGUGGUUGAAACAAGGUUGGGCACGUGUGACCCACCGUAGAUGCACAUAAAGGUGUUACGAGUGAUAAACUGUGCCCCAGCAUUAAAAAAAUUCCACCGUAGAUGCAAGAAUAUUUUCAUAGACUACUGUCGUGUCAAUAAUGACUUUUUGACCCAUAUAUCAGGUUACAAUACAUGUAAACGUAUGGUAGGCCUAUUUCUAAACGUUUUAUUUUAGGCGAGGUGCUUGUAUAUAAGUAGGCGAAAUGCAGACGUGUUAAAAUAACGUAACAAGAUGUUAUUUGCGAGUAUCCGAGGCCGUGAACCCUGCAACGUGACAGGUGAAUUUGUUGUGCACGGAUACCAUAACUGUAAAGAGAGUAUUCAGACCAAUAAUUCGUGAACCUGACUAUUCUUAUGGUCAUGUAAAGCUAAUUCGUCAAGAAUUAACCUUGUGGACGCAGCCACAGGAAUAUUUGAAAUCAGUACAACAAUGGCCACGAGCAAAAUUGUGUCGUGCAACUUUGUAAUUGUACGGCAUAAAAGUGUGCAAGUCUUUCGUC